AUGUUCUCGUCUGUAGUGCUAUUUGCAUUUGGUUUCAUUGUGGCUGUCAAUGGAUUUUAUAGUUCAAGUGAUGAUGUUAUUCAACUUGAUCCAUCGAAUUUUGAUCGUCUUGUUACACAAAGUUCCGAUGUAUGGAUAAUUGAAUUCUAUGCAUCAUGGUGUGGUCAUUGUAAAAAUUUGGUACCCGAAUGGAAACGUGCUGCAACAGCAUUAAAAGGUAUUGUUAAAAUUGGUGCUGUUGAUGCUGAUACACAUAAAUCCCUUGGAUCACAAUACGGUGUAUCUGGUUUUCCAACAAUUAAAGUAUUUGGAGCAAAUAAAGGAUCACCAACUAAUUAUCAAGGUGGACGAACAGCAGAUGCUAUUGUUGGAGAAGCUCUUAAUCAAUUGAAAACUAUUGCUAAUGAACGCUUAGGUAAACGAGGAGGAAGCGGAGGAAGCAGUGGUGGAAGUGGUGGUAGUGGUGGCAAUGAUGCAAUUGAAAUAACAGAUAGUAACUUUCAAUCUACUGUUCUCGAUUCAGAAGAACCAUGGCUUGUUGAAUUUAUGGCUCCAUGGUGUGGUCAUUGCAAAAAUUUAGUACCUGAAUGGGCUCGUGCUGCAACAGAAUUAAAAGGCAAAUUUAAAUUAGGUGUUGUAGAUGCAACUGUUCAUACACAAAUAGCUCAACGAUAUGGUAUACAAGGUUUUCCAACAAUCAAAUUCUUCCUAGCUGGCAAAAAAGAUGGUCAAGCUGAAGAAUAUAAUGGAGGACGUAGUUCAAGUGAUAUUGUCGCAUGGUGUUUAGAUAAACAUCAGGCAAAUAUUCCUCCACCUGAAGUAGUUGAAAUUACUAGUCAAGCUGUUUUAGAAAGCAACUGUGCUGAAAAACAAUUAUGUAUAGUAUCAUUUUUGCCACAUAUACUCGAUUGUCAAUCAGCUUGUCGUAAUAAACAUAUAGCUAUGUUAAAAAAAUUUGGUGAAAGUUAUAAACGUAAUGGUUGGGGUUGGUUAUGGGUUGAAGGAUUUCGUCAAUUAAAUCUUGAAGAAAGUGUUGGUGUUGGUGGUUUUGGUUAUCCAGCACAAGUUGCAAUUAAUACACGUAAAGGAAAAUAUGUCGUAUUAAAAGGUUCAUUUAGUGAAACUGGUAUUAGCGCAUUCUUAAGAGAAUUAUCAACAGGUCGUUUAACAAGUCCACUUGUACCAUUAAGUAAUGUUGCCGAUGGAAAAUUACCAACAAUUGUUGAUAGUGAACCUUGGGAUGGUAAAGAUGGCAAAAUAGAUGUCGUUGAAGAUAUUGAUCUUAGUGAUGUCAAUAUGGAUGAUGACGAUGAUGUUGACGUUAAGAAGGAAAAAGUUGACUUAUAA
Adineta steineri is the source of this 1347-nucleotide messenger RNA. The record is from the annotation of a GenBank genome assembly. Lineage: Eukaryota; Metazoa; Rotifera; Eurotatoria; Adinetida; Adinetidae.